UUUGGAUUUGAUGUUUGACAAGGAAGAAGCACCGCAAGUGGAUGGAUAUUCUUGUGGUGUGUUCAUAUGUAUGUUCGCAAGACUAAUAGCAGAAGAUAUUGAAUGGACAAAAUCAAAAAUAUUGCUAAAUUUGAAGAAGCUGCUAAAAAAUUUAGAAAAGUUGUGUAUAGAGCUAUGGAAUUAUGCAGUAUAAGUUGGACAAAUUCUUAGUAUAUAAAAUAUAAACUACUACUUUUUAAAAACUUUUUCUAUUA
Rhizophagus irregularis DAOM 181602=DAOM 197198 is the source of this 254-nucleotide messenger RNA. The record is from RefSeq and is a predicted model, not a curated record. NCBI's taxonomy places the organism in Eukaryota, Fungi, Glomeromycota, Glomeromycetes, Glomerales, Glomeraceae.